Molecule: messenger RNA, 1620 nt
Organism: Penicillium odoratum
Lineage: Eukaryota; Fungi; Ascomycota; Eurotiomycetes; Eurotiales; Aspergillaceae
Product: Amidase
Exons: 6
Coding region: 1-1620 (539 amino acids)
Source: RefSeq, a predicted model, not a curated record
AUGACUAUUGAAUCUUGGCAGACUUUGGUUCAGAAGAAGCAAGAUGAAGCUGCUGCUAAAAUCCCGGCUGCCUGGUGUCUGUCUUCUGAGUAUACCAACAUUUCGGAGACAGCUAACACCAACGUCAUCGAUGUUCCACGUCGCUGUGGCAUCCUGUCGCCGAAACAGCUCGAGAUCACCGAGAAUUAUGAUGCGACAGCUCUUCUAGAACUGCUUCAUAGUCAGAAGCUAUCCGCUUAUGAAGUCACCGAGGCGUUCUGUAUUCGUGCAGCUAUUGCGCAGCAGGUGACACACUGUCUUACAGAGACUUUUUUUGAUCAAGCUCUGCAGCGUGCAAAAGAGUUGGAUGAGCACCUACAGAGCACUGGAAAACCAAUCGGGCCACUCCAUGGCCUACCGAUUAGUUUCAAGGAUUGCUUUAACAUUGAGGGAAUUCCUUCGACCAUUGGUUUCACAGCAUUCAUUGAACAUGGCCCUCUGAAGUACAGCUCGGGUACUGUCCAGAUUCUAACAAAGCUGGGAGCCAUUCCGUACGUGAAAACAAAUAUCCCACAAACCAUGAUGGCUGCUGACUCGCACAACUACGUUUUUGGCCGAACUCUCAAUCCGCAUCGCCUGAGCCUCACAGCUGGUGGAUCAUCCGGUGGUGAAGGUGCUUUGAUCGCGAUGCGAGGAUCGUUAUUGGGCAUUGGCACUGACAUAGCCGGUUCAAUCCGAAUUCCCGCUAUUUGCAACGGCACUUUUGCUCUCAAGCCUACCUCUGAUCGCAUUCCCUACGGUGGACAGACUGGAACUUCGCGAGGCGGUCUAAUGGGAAUCAAACCAUGUGCUGGUCCAUUGGCAACCUCUGUUCGGGACCUGGAGCUGCUUAUGCGGGUCAUGACCAAUGAAGACCCUUGGCAGGUCGAUGCAUCUGUAAACUUCGCCCCAUGGCGUACUGUGACGGCCAAAUCGACACUUCGGCUGGGUCUGAUUCAAGAGGAUCCCCAUUUCCUGCUUCAUCCACCCGUUCUGCGGACUCUGACCCAGGCGACGGAACGAUUGAAACAAGCCGGACAUGAGAUUGUUCCGCUGUCUACCUCAUCUAUCCGAGAUGCAUGUGCAUUGGCAUUCCGCAUGUUUGCCAUGGACCCAGCUCAAACCGCGUUCCAACAUAUCGCUAAAAGUGGAGAGCCCACCAUCCCGGCACUGUCUUCAACUAAUCUCCCCCACGAAUACAUGCCAUACGAGUAUGCACCUCUGACUCUUGAAGGCCUGUAUGACUUGAACGAGCAGCGAAAUAACUUGAAAGAUGAAUUUCGCGCUCUGAUCACAAAGCAAAAUAUCGACGCAAUCAUCAUGCCAGGCUAUCAAGGAACCGCUCAAGCCCACGAUCUAUAUGGGUUCCCUCUGUAUACGGUUCUGUGGAAUGUCAUGGACUAUCCCGCAUGUAUCAUUCCGUUCGGCAAAGCAAACCAGACAGCCGAUGCAACAUUUACUCGAGACGUUGAAUACAGGCCCCCCUUCUCACCAGAUGCAGUUGAAGGUGCUCCUUGCUGUAUCCAGGUUGUUGGAAGACCUAUGCGAGAGGAAGAACUGCUUCAGGCUACCCAGACAAUUGCGAAGGUUCUUCAAGAUUAA